AUGGCUGCUACUCAAACAGAGGACUAUGUAUCAUUGAAACUUCUGGUGGAUGAAAAGAGAAACAAAGUCAUAUUUGCUGAAGCAGGAAAAGACUUUGUUGAUGUUCUUUUUAGCUUCUUAACAUUUCCAUUAGGAACCAUUGCAAGACUUGUAGAAAAGAAGUCUAACAUGGAGCCAGUUACAGUUGGAUGUUUAAACAAACUCUAUCAAAGUGUGAGAGAUCUCGACAAAGAGUGUCUGAGAUCAGAUGAAAACAAAGGAAUGCUAUUGCAACCCACAAACUCAUCACAAAAUUAUUGCAGCUCUCUUAAACUGAAUAUUGAUGAUACCGAGCCUGCAAAGUACUUCUUGUGUACCAAGUUUAAUGGGUGCUCCUACUCUCGUUUGAUGAACAUUUCCCGAAAUAAGAAGUGUGGGUGUGAGAGUGUAUAUACUCGCUCAGUUUCUCUGAAACAUUGCUGCAAAGGAUUUGUUAAAGAUGGUACUAGUUAUCUUAUUAUGGAUAAUUUAUUAGUCAUCUCAAACUCCGUUCGACUUAAUAGCCUUGGUUUGCUCCAGAAUUUAGGAGUAAACGGUGCAACUUCAGUAAAGGAAUUGAUUGUGAAUGUUACUAAGGACACGGUCCUAGAUAUGCUAAAGUGUUCUUUGCUUUCCAAGACUACUUUAACAGAUUUGUUCUUAAGAAAGCAACCAUUUUUGGAAAGUUACAAGUUUGUCCCGUUUGAUCUGGAAAACAAAUAUAAUAUCCAAAUCAUGGUGAGAAUAUUUAUGAGAAAAUCAGAUGGGAAGGUAUUGUAUGCUCAAGGGGAACAAGAUUUUGCUGACUUACUUUUGAGUUUUCUUUCGUACCCUUUGGGAGGGGUGGUUCGUGCAUUAGGAGGUAUUUCUUCUAUUGAAAAUAUUGAUUUUUUGUAUAAGAGUAUAGUUGAUUUCGUUGAAUCCAAUUAUUUUGUGUCAGAAGAAGCAAAGAAUAGGCUUCUUGAUCCUCACUUGGCUUCACUUUUUAAAAAUAGCAAACAGAUAUUACCCAUUGAGAAUCCAGUCAUGCGUUAUUAUUGCUUUUAUCAACGUCAUAAUUAUGAACAAAGUAUUAAGUAUAGUACUGGUGAUUAUUUCAUAACUGAUGAAUAUAGAAGUGAAUUUGGUGGUAAGUAUGAAAUGUUGGAAGUUGAAUCACCAAGAGGAAGUUAUGAAGGUUAUGUAAUGGGACCAAGAGCAUAUAUGGCUACAGAUGACUUGGUUUUGACACCAUGGUCUCCAUUUUCAGCUUUACAUUUAAUCCACAAUUUGAAAAUUCCUCUUCAUGAUAUUAAGGAUAAAUUUGUCACUAUUGGCAUCAAAGAGUGCUUGACCAUAUUCAAGGCGUCGCUGAUUUCAACAUCUGCUCUAACAAAUGGUCUUUGUCACUUGUUAACUGAAGUUAAAGAAGAGAUUGUCGAAACAAAUUGA
Molecule: messenger RNA, 1449 nt
Organism: Trifolium pratense (red clover)
Lineage: Eukaryota; Viridiplantae; Streptophyta; Magnoliopsida; Fabales; Fabaceae
Exons: 3
Coding region: 1-1449 (482 amino acids)
Source: RefSeq, a predicted model, not a curated record